Messenger RNA from Linum trigynum, 830 nucleotides. The record is from the annotation of a GenBank genome assembly. Lineage: Eukaryota; Viridiplantae; Streptophyta; Magnoliopsida; Malpighiales; Linaceae.
ACAGCCAAACUCGCCGUAACCGCAAGCUCUCUCCUCCCCGACGAAGGCUUAGGGUUUGCGAGAGACUGAGGGCCACCGCCCUCUCUCACCUCUAUGUAUGUCAGCUUCUUCCUCGACGACGACUUGGGUUUAGAGAGGAGAUCGACCCCGUCGCCUUCCUUCGCCGACAACUCCCCUUCUUCAGCCGUCGUCGCCUGCUUGUCCGACGACUCCUUCCGCGCCCCUUUCUCCGGCCACGGGCGAGCCACCAGUCGGAUGGGUGGCGAUCCCAGCACUGUCGCGCUCACCCUCAUCUUCGGCAAUGCAAAUCGGCAGCCCUGUGCCGCCCCUUCCCUCGGCUCGACGUCGCGCCAGGCCUCCCCACUAACUGUCGUCAUCUCCUCUGUGCUCGUCGGUUCCUCUUGCGGCAUGGUUAAUGGCGCAACCUCCACUUUGUUCCAUCAUCGCCGUCGCCCCGACUGGACCCGUCGUCCCGUGCCCGCCUAGGCUGUCGUGCAGACCUCCAGCAUCUUUAAGGAUUGGUAUAUUUUCUUAAUGGUAGUGAUUUUUUUCGUAGUGAUUUAAAAAAAAAUGGUAGUGAUUUUUCCCCCCAUAGUGGUAGUGUUUUUGUCGUAUUGAUAUUGUUUUUGUCACAUUGGUAUUGAUUUUGUCGCAUUGGUAGUGAUUAAAUCUGCAAUAGUAUUGGUGUUUUGUGAAAUGGUAGUAUUUUUAUUUCUCGAAUGGUAUUGAUAUUUUGUACAAUGAUAGUAUUUUUUUAAUGGAUUGGUAUUGAUUUAUUGUUUUGUUGUUGCAGCGAUAUUAGUUUGGCUGAAUGAAAUCAAGGAAAGAUU